UUUCAGAAUCAUAACUCAAAUAUUUUUAUCGAGCCAUGAGAUAGUAAAUAUUGAUUAUGAUUAUUUGUAAAGGCAACUGUUCCAAAAAAUGUUCUGCCUGGAUAGCUGAAUGAAUGUUUUAUUGGGCAUACACGAGUUGGGCAAAGAUAGAGGUUGAAUAGGAACAAUAAAAACAUGUUAAGAAUUAUCAAAGUGCUGAUUUAUAGUAUGCUGCAAUACAUGAAAACAGCAAACGAACAUCAACAUUUUUACAGGGUUAAUAACUGUGGCAUACUGGUGGAUUAUAUAUGUUCGAUUGUACAAAUAAACCCAGAAUUAUGGAACGACUUGAUUUUUCUUCACCUGAUACAAUUAAUCUGAGCAGUGAUGGUUGAGGUUUUCUAGGGGUUUCCCUCGCCCAAGUGCGAAUGCAGUGACCAAGAAACCAUAUUCCCCUAAU
This is a messenger RNA of Acanthoscelides obtectus, 439 nucleotides long. Lineage: Eukaryota; Metazoa; Arthropoda; Insecta; Coleoptera; Chrysomelidae. The record is from the annotation of a GenBank genome assembly.